AUGGCCUCCACAGAGCUUUUAGGACAACAAGUUUACCGUGGUCGAUUGCACGACUGGCUUCAAGGGGUGCGCACAUCGGGCCCCAACUCGGAUAUUACCAAGGCCUUGGAGGAUGAGCCAGUAAUGGAAGCCGAGCGGCUACGAUUGGUCUACCAGCUCAUUGCAAGACCUGAAAAUGAAGGUGGUACCGGAAUCAGUCAGGCAAGCUCCAAAUGGAAAUAUGUAGUCGACGUUUUCCCUAUUCAUGACCAGCCCUUCAAUAAGGCAUGGAUUCAGAAAUGGAGCAAGAAGUACUUGUUGGAUGACAGCGAUCUCGAAGAUAUUCGCAGCAAGUUUGGAGAGAGCGUCGCGUUUUACUUUGCGUUUUUAGGAUGUUACUUUAGAUUCUUGGCUUUUCCCGCCGCUUUGGGCCUGGGGGCCUGGGUGCUGCUAGGUCAAUUUUCUUUCGUCUACGGGCUUGGCUGUGGUCUUUGGACGGUUGUCUUCCUGGAGUACUGGAAAAAGAAGGAAGUUGACCUGGCAGUACGCUGGGGCGUGCGAGGCGUAUCUGCACUCCAACUACCUCGCACACAAUUCGAAUGGGAGUAUGAGGCCGAGGAUGCCGUAACCGGCGAGCCUGUCAAAGUCUAUCCGUAUAUGAAACGGCUCAAGACGCAGCUGCUCCAAAUUCCUUUCGCCAUUGCCUGCGUCCUGGUUCUCGGUAGCCUUGUUGUCAUUGCGAACUCACUAGAGAUCUUUAUCAACCAGGUCUAUGACGGCCCAGGCAAGCAGUAUUUGGGAUUCUUGCCCACUAUGAUAUUGGUCAUAUUCACACCUACCUUCUCGGCUGUUCUCAUGAGCGCCGCCAAUGCGUUGACAGACAAGGAAAACUAUGAUACCGUUGAUGCCCACAAAGCUGCUCUCAUCCAAAAGCAGUUUGUACUCAAUUUCAUGACCUCAUACAUGGCCCUUAUCUUUACUGGCUUUGUUUAUAUCCCUUUUGGCAACAUCUUGCUACCAUUCCUGGACUUUUGGCGACGCACCGCUCAAACGCUUACCUUUAGCGACAAGCCUCUUCCUACACAACUGUUUCGCAUUGACCCUGGGCGUAUCAGUAGCCAGAUGUUCUACUGCACUGUUACAGCUCAGGUCGUCAAUUUCGCAACCGAGGUCAUUGUUCCGUAUGUAAAACAUAAAGCGUUUGCAAAGGCCAAGGAAUUCAAAUCAAAUGGACUAUUGCAAGCACAAGAUCACCCCGAAGAGGCUGAAUUCUUGAGGAGGAUCCGCGACGAAUGUGAACUUGAGGUAUACGAUGUUACAGACGACUACCGGGAGAUGGUUAUGCAAUUUGGUUAUUUGUCGCUUUUCUCUGUUGCUUGGCCAUUAGCAGCCUGUUGCUUCCUGGUGAACAAUUGGGUCGAGCUCCGUUCCGAUGGAGUGAAGAUUGCGAUUAGCUGCAAGCGGCCAAUUCCUUGGAGAUCCGACUCCAUUGGUCCUUGGCUCAAUGCCAUUGGGUUCCUGGCUUGGCUAGGAAGCAUAACCAGCGCCGCCAUCGUGUUUCUUUGCAGUGGCUCGCAGGACCAAAAGCGAGGAGCCGCGUCUCAGAUCACUGCGUGGGGAGGGUUGCUCAGCAUCCUUUUGGCGGAGCACUUUUACCUUCUGACUCAGCUGGCGGUUCGCUUUGUCAUGAACAAGGUUGAAAGCCCCGGCAUCCAACAAGUACGAAAGGAGCGAUACUUGAUGAAGAAGAAACUGCUGGCGGAGAAUCUUGGUCAACCUGCCGCUGAGAAGGCAUCCAUACCAGGUGUUGAGGGCGGAGAGAAAAUUACGAGACAGGCCCUAGAGGAAGAGGCUCGUCAGGCUUCAAUCCGAGGACAUGGGAGUCCUGAAGAAAUCUUUUGGCAGCGUCAGCGAAGCAUGGAGGAGACAAUUCUAAUUGGUCGAAAGAUGAUCGAGCAACAGAUGGCAGCAGAAAAUAAGAAGCAGCAACCUACACCGGGUCCCAGUCCUCGGGCAUAA
Metarhizium brunneum ARSEF 3297 is the source of this 1998-nucleotide messenger RNA. RefSeq lists its product as uncharacterized. Lineage: Eukaryota; Fungi; Ascomycota; Sordariomycetes; Hypocreales; Clavicipitaceae. Gene Ontology annotation, cellular component: cortical endoplasmic reticulum. The record is from RefSeq and is a predicted model, not a curated record. Gene Ontology annotation, molecular function: chloride channel activity. Gene Ontology annotation, biological process: chloride transmembrane transport.